Messenger RNA from Ricinus communis (castor bean), 1932 nucleotides. RefSeq names its product protein NRT1/ PTR FAMILY 7.3. Gene Ontology annotation, cellular component: membrane. Gene Ontology annotation, biological process: transmembrane transport. Gene Ontology annotation, molecular function: transmembrane transporter activity. NCBI's taxonomy places the organism in Eukaryota, Viridiplantae, Streptophyta, Magnoliopsida, Malpighiales, Euphorbiaceae. The record is from RefSeq and is a predicted model, not a curated record. The transcript has 5 exons. Bases 109 to 1914 code for a protein of 601 amino acids.
AACCCUUUUCUCUCACACCCUUUUCCUAGCUACUUCCCCCUCUCUCAUCUUUAAACCCUCAUUCUUGCUCCUUUUCUUUGCAUUUCUGUCUAACUGCUACUCCCACAAAUGGCUUGCUUAAACCUUUGCACAGAGCUGGGCGAAGUAGAUGGGAAGAUCAUCAAAAAGGAUAUAGAGGUUUACACCCAAGACGGGACAGUGGACAGACAUGGUCAUCCUGCAAUUCGGCAAAGAACUGGAACUUGGAUUGCUGGAAUUCUAAUACUAGUAAAUCAAGGGCUGGCAACGUUGGCAUUCUUUGGAGUGGGAGUGAACUUGGUUCUGUUUCUGACAAGAGUACUGGGCCAAAACAAUGCAGACGCUGCAAACAACGUCAGCAAAUGGACUGGAACCGUUUACAUUUUCUCUCUCCUGGGAGCAUUUCUGAGUGAUUCUUACUGGGGGAGGUACAAGACUUGUGCAAUCUUCCAGGCCAUCUUUGUCGUUGGUCUGGUCUCAUUGUCCCUGUCGUCCUACAUAUUCUUACUCAAGCCCCAUGGUUGCGGGAGUGAAAAACUCCCAUGUGGAUCCCACUCAAAUUUCGAGAUUGCCUUGUUCUACCUCUCCGUCUACCUCGUUGCCCUUGGAAAUGGAGGAUACCAACCCAACAUAGCCACCUUGGGGGCUGAUCAAUUUGAUGAAGAGGACCCCAAAGAAGGGCACUCCAAAAUAGCCUUCUUCAGCUACUUCUAUUUAGCUUUAAAUCUCGGUUCUCUCUUUUCAAAUACUAUUCUAGGCUAUUUUGAGGACCAAGGGAUGUGGGCUCUUGGGUUUUGGACCUCUGCUGGUUCUGCUCUUUUGGCAUUACUGUUGUUUCUUUGCGGUACUCCGCGGUACAGGCACUUCAAAUCCAAAGGCAAUCCUCUCUCUAGGUUUUGCCAAGUGCUGGUUGCUGCAUUCAGAAAUUGGAAACACAACAAGAGGGACCUAAAUGAAGAGGAUCUUUUUGAGAGCAACUUCUGCUCCCAAGACGGAGAUCACAGAAAGAUACUACAUACUGAUGGAUUUAGAUUCUUGGAUAGAGCAGCCCUGAUCACAUCUGAGAAUAAUGUUAACGCUGAUAUUCGCAAUCCAUGGCGGCUUUGCACAGUUACACAAGUGGAAGAGGUUAAGUGCAUACUGAGGCUCCUCCCGAUUUGGCUAUGCACAAUUCUCUACUCCGUAGUAUUUACUCAAAUGGCAUCGCUGUUUGUGGAACAAGGUGCCGCAAUGAAAACGACCAUCUCCAGUUUCCACAUUCCUCCUGCAAGCAUGUCUAGUUUUGACAUAGUGAGUGUGGCAGUAUUCAUAUUCAUGUACAGAAGAAUUCUGGACCCACUAGUUGCGAGGAUAAGAAAGGACCCGAGGGGACUGACCGAACUUCAAAGAAUGGGAAUCGGGCUAGUUAUUGCGAUAUUGACAAUGGUGUCAGCAGGGGUGGUGGAACUGUUCAGAUUGAAGUAUAAGAAUACGCAAAAAGCAGUGUGUGCAGACUGCGAAAGUGAGAGUUCAUUGAGCAUAUUCUGGCAGAUUCCACAAUAUGUGCUGAUAGGAGCAUCAGAGGUAUUUAUGUAUGUGGGGCAAUUGGAAUUCUUCAAUGCCCAGACACCGGAUGGAUUGAAGAGCUUCGGGAGCGCACUCUGCAUGACCUCCAUAUCACUUGGCAAUUAUGUGAGUAGCUUGUUAGUCACAGUUGUGAUGAAAAUAUCAACUAGAGAUGAGAUGCCUGGAUGGAUUCCUGGAAACCUUAACAAAGGUCACCUUGAUAGGUUUUACUUUCUCUUGGCAGCCUUGACAACUGCCGAUCUCAUUAUUUACAUUUUAACUGCCAAAUGGUACAAGUACAUCAAGUUCCAGGGCAAGAUAUCUGCCAAUAUUAUUAAUCAACAAGUUUGAUCUCCACAACUUUAUAUA